AUUUGAUAGCGUCAUUCACUCACUGUCGCAACCUACAUUUCUGCGCUUCUUCAGCUGUGAAUAAUUGGGCUACAUACACCCACAUGUAACGAACUGUACUUCAAGCUGUCUUCCUUCUCUGUCUCACAGUUCUUACCCAGGCUUCGGCCUCGGAUACUGCACAUACAAUCGCGAUGCAGCCCCGGUAGCAAUUGCGCGAGCCGGGUGGCUUACUAUCAGACAAGAAGCUUCAUGACAGGCUGGAAGAAUCAGAACAUUUCGCCGAUUGAGGCGAGUCCGGAAAAGACCGAAGAUGCUGUCGACGGACCUGUGGCCCCAAGAGCCUCUAGCGACGCUGCCGACUUCUACCGCGCGAAACCAGUCCUCGAUCGUCGAAUCCACAUCAUGGGCGUGGGCAAUGUGGGAAGCUUCGUUGCGCACGCCCUACGCGGCAUACCGAAUGCGCCGCCCGUGACGCUUCUCUUCUCCCACUGGGAGAAGCUGAACAAGUGGAACGAGUCCUCGCAAAGGCUGACAUUGGUCACCGACGGCGAUGCUGAGAUACACGACGGGUACGACGCCGAGAUAGCUAUACCCCGCAUACGAUUUCACGGCAAGGAAGUGGGGUUGAACAUUGCUUCUCAAGACUUGACAGAGGCAUCGUCCGAGUCACAAGAGCAGGCCCCGCAAGCGUUGUCUGGAGAGUCGACGGAGCCGAUCAAUUCGCUGAUCAUAUGCUCUAAAGCACCAUUUGUGUUACAAAGCCUGUCUGCCGUGAAGCACAGGCUGCACAAGGACUCUGUCGUAUUAUUCAUGCAGAAUGGGAUAGGAACCGUGGAAGAAGUAGACAGAGAGAUCUUUCCGGACCCCGCCACGAGACCACACUACAUGCUUGGGGUUAACUCGCAUGGCAUGCACAACACGCCGGACGAUGCGUUCACGACUGUCCACGCCGGGUUUGGAACGAUAUCUCUAGGGCUUCUACCCCAUGAACGAGACCGCAAAGCCGACGCUCCCUACGAGCCGGUGGUGAAAUUCCAGGCGAAUCCAGGCGAGCCACCCGUAUACCCUGACCCUCCCUCCGAACUCAACCCUGAAUACCCAACCCCGGCAACCACAAACUUCCACUGGACGCCGAACCAGCGUUACCUCCUGCGCACUCUUCUACGAACGCCCGUCCUUUCAGCCGCCUCCUUCUCCCCACCGGAUUUACUGCAAAUGCAACUUGAAAAACUCGCUGUAAACUGCGUCAUCAAUCCGCUUACUGUCCUCCUCGACGCCCGCAACGGCUCUGUCCUGUAUAACUACGCCUUGACCCGCACGCUCCGCCUUUUACUCUCUGAAAUCUCACUCGUCAUCCGCUCCCUGCCAGAACUCCAGUACAUACCCAACGUCUCGCAGCGCUUCGAUCCGGGACGCCUUGAAAGCAAAGUUGUCGGAGUAGCAAGGCUAACGAAAGAUAAUAUUAGUAGUAUGUUGGCGGAUGUGAGGAGCGGUAGACAGACGGAGAUUGACUAUAUCAAUGGGUGGAUUGUUAAGCGGGGGGAGGAGUUGGGGCUGAGGUGCUUGUGUAAUUAUAUGAUGGUGCAGUUGGUGAAGGGCAAGGCGAAUUUGGUCAAACUCGAGACUAGUGAGGGUGUGCCGUUUGUGCAGGGGAAGAGGAGAGAGGGCCAGUUGGAUAUCAGGGAGGGGGUGGCGGGGAAGGAGAAGUUGUAAGUGGAGCAAUUGCGUAAGGAAUGUAUGUACAUGGACCUUUGUCUGGAUACACUCUUUGCUCUGAACGGUAUUGACAGGCCACCUGUUUUUUCCUACACGGAGAAGUAUAGAGUGACAACCCCAAUGAUUCGCGUUACUGUAGGAACUAAAAAUGAAGAUGAAGUGGUUUGAACACAGCCAGACUACAACAGAUUAAGGCGUCACCGUCUUUUAAUUGGUUUCAUCACUAAAGAGAUAGUAUGUUACAGUUUGCAAGAGUAUUAGUCGUAUAGUUGGCGAGGGAAAAAGACUCUAGUAUUAUGAUUAAAUUAUGAUUAGUAUUUGUACAGAUAUAUUACCUCCGCUAAAUAAACCUUCGUUCUCCCAUC
Molecule: messenger RNA, 2063 nt
Organism: Cucurbitaria berberidis CBS 394.84
Lineage: Eukaryota; Fungi; Ascomycota; Dothideomycetes; Pleosporales; Cucurbitariaceae
Exons: 2
Coding region: 232-1695 (487 amino acids)
Biological process (GO): pantothenate biosynthetic process
Cellular component (GO): cytoplasm; mitochondrion
Molecular function (GO): 2-dehydropantoate 2-reductase activity; NADP binding
Source: RefSeq, a predicted model, not a curated record